Exophiala aquamarina CBS 119918 is the source of this 597-nucleotide messenger RNA. RefSeq lists its product as uncharacterized. Lineage: Eukaryota; Fungi; Ascomycota; Eurotiomycetes; Chaetothyriales; Herpotrichiellaceae. The record is from RefSeq and is a predicted model, not a curated record. The coding region runs from base 1 to 597 and encodes 198 amino acids. The transcript has a single exon.
AUGGAAACCAACCUGGUGCUGCGAGUGUUGACCACUCAAGAGCUAGCGAAGGACCCAUCUUUGAUACCUCUCAUCCAGAUGAUCAACGAAACCUACGAAGGAAAUUUGGAAGAUCCCGAGGGUAUUAACGAUCGGUAUUCUGGACCAGACGAACUUUUGCAAGAGCUUGGAGCGGAUGGCUUAUGCACACUUGUCCUCGAUUGUGGCAAUAACAACAGUCCGGUUGCAGUAGUAGGGGCGCGAAGAUGGAAGGGGCAUCGGAAUUAUGGCAAUCCCCAGGACGACGGAAGGGAUUGGGAAAUCGCGCCCGCAGCAUCUCAUAGAGACCCCAAAUAUCGGAAGAAGGGUCUUGUUGAUCGAUGUCUGCAAGCAGUAUACGCACAUCUGCUCGCACAAGCAGGAACUGGAGCAGAAGCAGGGCCUAGGCCUGUGAGGCUUCAUAUGACGGUGUUGGAGGACCUGAACGCCGAAUACUGGAAAAGGAAAGGAUAUAAGCAGGAUGGAGACAGAUGGUUGAUACCCAAGGGACGAUGGCAUAAAUUUCACGAAUAUACAGUGAUUGAUAUGCUCAAAGAAAUAAGUCCGGGCGAGAUGUGA